Molecule: messenger RNA, 1704 nt
Organism: Dictyostelium purpureum
Lineage: Eukaryota; Evosea; Eumycetozoa; Dictyosteliales; Dictyosteliaceae
Gene: bzpL
Exons: 3
Coding region: 85-1434 (449 amino acids)
Biological process (GO): regulation of transcription by RNA polymerase II; endoplasmic reticulum unfolded protein response
Cellular component (GO): nucleus
Molecular function (GO): RNA polymerase II cis-regulatory region sequence-specific DNA binding; DNA-binding transcription factor activity, RNA polymerase II-specific
Source: RefSeq, a predicted model, not a curated record
AGCCCCAAAAAAAAGAAAUUUUAUUGAAAAGAAAAAAAUUAUAAUAACAUAAAGCAGUAAAUAAAAUUGUUAUUUGGUAAAAAAAUGUCAGAAAGUUUAUCACCAAGUCCAAGUAGUGAUCCAAUCACUUUAUCCUCAGAUAGGGCACCACAAUCACCACAGUUCACAAUUGGUAAAAUGAAGGUUGAUUUAAAAAGUGAUGAUGAUAAAACAAAAAAGAGACAAGUAAGAUUAUUAAAGAAUAGACAAUCAGCAGCACUAUCAAGACAUAGAAAGAAAGAAUAUAUUGCAAAUUUAGAAUCAAAAGCACAGGAAUUAACUCAUUCUACCCAAGAGUUACAUAUGCAAUAUAAAUAUUUAGAAAGUAGUUUAAUUGCAAUAAUGAAGCAAAAUGAUUUUUUAAGGAAUAAAUAUGAAGAACAUAAAAAUAAUAAUAAUAAUAAUAAUAAUAAUAUAAAUAUAAACAAUAAUAUAAAUAUAAAUAAUAAUAAUAAUAAUAAUAAUAAUAAUAAUAAUAAUAAUCAUAAUCAUAAUAAUAAUAAUAAUAAUAAUAAUAAACCGCCAAUUAUCCCACAUCAACACCAUAAUAGACAUGUACAAUUAGUUUUAAAUAAACCAGAUUCACCAGUUUUGGUUUCAUCAUUACCAUCAUCAUCAUCCAUUUCAUCAUCAGUUUCAAUUUCAUCAUCAUCCGUUUCAUCUUCAUCCUCCUCAUCAUCAUCCACUUCAUCACCAACUACAAUACCAACUACCUUAAUCAGAGAGGCUGAAAAUUUAUCAUCAUCUGAUCCAAAUAAAAAAGAAAGAGAGAGAGAAAUUUUAAUUGGUGUAAAUAAAAUAAAGUUAAAUAAUAAUGGCAAAAGCUUAGAUUGUAAUAUUAGCAGUAUAAUAAAUGAAGAAAAUAUCAAUACUAAUAAAGAGGGUAGUAGUGAAGAAUCUUCAUCAAAUUUUAACCAUCACUUUUCCGGUCUAAGUUUUUCUAACCCAAAUGUAAAUUCCCAACCCAUUUAUUUAACAAGAGCUAGAUCAUCAUCGUAUCAUCCAUCAAAUUUUUCACAAUUUGAAGGAAACAACAAUAUAAAUACUAAUAUCAGCAAUAGUACUUCAAUACCCACCGAGAGUUUAUUAAAUGCCACUGGCGCUGACCCAUCCCCAAAAUUACCAUCCUUGUACCAUUUAACCAACAAUUUAAAUCAUUCACCAUCCUCCAAAGCACCUUUAAAUCCAUUUCCUUCACCACUUUUAAUCAAUAGCAAUAAUAAUAGUGGUGCAAGCAGUAACGAUGGUGGAUCCUCAUCACCCAACUAUAGAAAUUCAAUUAUUGGUCUUUCAAAAUUAAAACAUAAUUUUAAUAGUAAUGGUAACAAUAUAAAUCCAAUUUUGCCAGGAGUCCACACCAAUUUUUCACAUCCAUUAAACCUCAAUAAUAUUUGACAUUAAUCACUAUUUUUAUAUAUAAAAAAACCACCCAUAUGUAUAAAAUUAUAAAAUUAAUCAAUAUUCUAUUCUUAAAAUUUUUUUAAAAUAAAGAAAUUUUAAUAAUAUUAUAUUUUUAAUUUAUUUUUAAAUAAUAAAUAACAAUCAAUUAGGUUUAUCUUUUUUCAACUCGAAAUAAUAUAUCUCAUAAAUCUAUUUAUAUUAUUUUCUUUCAAUUAAAUUUAAUUUUUAAUAAAAAAAAAAAAAAAAUUGUGUAUAAAAAAAACU